GAGUCGCUUACAGAGAAUCACUGUAGUAUUUCACAUUACUAUAGGGUUUCCCUGUAGUAUGUAAGCUUUUCUCGAAAAUAACGCAAGAUUUCGUGAGCAUUGUCUCGUAACAUAUGUUGGCAUUUCAAAUGCUUUACAAUUAUUUCAGUAAAAUGAUAUAUUCACUUAUACAAAUAAAAUAGAUAAAAACCAUAUUUUGUUCUUACAUUUGGUUGGCUAUUCAAAUAAAAUAAUUUGAUGUGAUAUUCAAUUUUGACAGAUUAGUCGUAUUCUUGCGCCAUUUUGGUAAAAAGCUUACAUACUACAGGGUAACUCUGUAGUAAUGUGAAAUACUACAGUGAUUCUCUGUAAGCGACUCUACUACAGGGUUUUCGGGUAACGAUUCACCGAAAACUUCUAUGUGUGUUUACUUUAUCGAAUUUUUUCUCAUGUUCCUCAUCCUGGUCAUCCCAGUCACUCCAGUCAUCAUCAUCCUCGAGUUUAUAUGCAAAAACUAUUCUGAUUCAAACUUCUUGUAUGUAAGUAGUCCAAAUACGGCUGGAUUACGGAAUUUGCAACAAGCAGAGAACCUUCAAUUAUUACUAGGAAAAGUUAUUGAAGCGAGAAAUAAACUAGACCAAACAAAAUUGCCUCCAAUUUUAUUAAAAAUUGCACCCGAUUUGACCGAUAAUGAUGUAAAAGAUAUUGUAUCGGUUAUUACUAAAAAACAAUAUCGCGUCGAUGGUCUUAUCAUCUCAAAUACAACCGUUGAGAGAAAUGAUUUCUUGCAAAGUAAAGAAAAAUCAGAAACUGGUGGACUUAGCGGCGCUCCUUUGGCUAAACGUUCGACAAAGUUGAUAGCAAAGUUCUAUACAUUGACUAAAGGUAAAGUACCAAUCAUCGGUGUUGGUGGAAUUUUCAAUGGACAAGUUUCAUUUGAUAAAAUAAUAGCUGGAGCAAGUGCAAUUCAAAUUUAUACAUCGCUAAUUUGUCAUGGACCACCAGUUGUUCAAAAAAUAAAAAAAGAAUUGACGGAUAUUCUCGAGUCAAAAGGUUUUAAAAAUAUUGAAGUGGCUUGUGGAACUCAAGCAAAAGCAAUUGCAAACGAACCAAUAUAAUUUUAUGAAGCUAUUAGAUGAA
Messenger RNA from Sitodiplosis mosellana (orange wheat blossom midge), 1119 nucleotides. Its product is annotated as dihydroorotate dehydrogenase (quinone), mitochondrial-like. The record is from RefSeq and is a predicted model, not a curated record. Gene Ontology annotation, biological process: 'de novo' pyrimidine nucleobase biosynthetic process; pyrimidine ribonucleotide biosynthetic process. Gene Ontology annotation, cellular component: cytoplasm; mitochondrial inner membrane. The transcript has a single exon. Lineage: Eukaryota; Metazoa; Arthropoda; Insecta; Diptera; Cecidomyiidae. Gene Ontology annotation, molecular function: dihydroorotate dehydrogenase activity. Bases 399 to 1097 code for a protein of 232 amino acids.